Dryobates pubescens (Downy woodpecker) is the source of this 687-nucleotide messenger RNA. It is a transcript of the gene ARL11, whose product is annotated as ADP ribosylation factor like GTPase 11. The transcript has a single exon. Lineage: Eukaryota; Metazoa; Chordata; Aves; Piciformes; Picidae. Gene Ontology annotation, biological process: vesicle-mediated transport; intracellular protein transport. The record is from RefSeq and is a predicted model, not a curated record. Bases 1 to 606 code for a protein of 201 amino acids. Gene Ontology annotation, cellular component: cytoplasm. Gene Ontology annotation, molecular function: GTP binding; GTPase activity.
AUGGGGAAGCUGAUCUCCAAAGGCCAGCGCAAAAGAGAUGCUCGAGUUGUCAUGCUGGGGCUCGACUUUGCUGGCAAGUCCACCAUUCUGUACAAACUGAAGAGAGGCCAGGCUGUGGAGACCUGCCCGACGGUGGGCUUCAACGUGGAGUCUCUGCAAACACCCUGCCGCCUGCCCUUCAACCUGUGGGACGUUGGCGGCCAGGUGAGCCUGCGGGCAAGCUGGCCCGACUACCUGGAAGACAUCAGCAUCCUCAUCUUCGUGCUAGACAGCGCAGACACGGCCCGGCUGCCGGAGGCGACAGCAGCCCUGGAGGAAGCCCUGAGCCACCCCAGCAUGGCUGGCGUCCCUGUCCUGCUGCUGGCCAACAAGCAGGAGCUUCCAGGAGCGCUGGCUCCCACCGAGCUGGGGGAGCGGCUGCAGCAGGGGCGGCUGGUGGACCACCGGUGGGUGCUCCAGGGGUGCAGCGCUUACACCGGCCAGGGACUGCAGGAAGCCCUGGCUAGCCUAGGAGAGCUGCUGCGAGACCUGGGGCAGAGCUGCCCGCCCCAAGAGCAGCCCCUCACAGGGGCAGCGGGGAGGAGGCAAGCUCCAGAGCAAACCUGAACCUGAAACGGACUCUGCCCACUCAUCGCUGCCAGCUCCACUUGUUGCAGAGGAUCUCAGCCUCCAGGUACCCCUGAAAGG